CGCGCCUCCCUCCCGCCCUCCUGAGAGUGCCUCCCGUCCCGGCCUGCCUCCCUCCCGCGCAGCGCGGCAGGUCGGGGCGUGCGGCGGCGCGGAGCGGCGGCCGACGCUUUCUGCUUUCCUAAAUCCAGCAGCAGACUAGAGCCAGCAAGAAGAGAGGGGGUGAAAAAUAGCCUUUGAAGAGGACUGAACGUUUGCACUGGUGCUGUGAGCUGCGUUGGUGGUAAAAGGUGAUGGGAGGCAGCAGAUCGCCCUGUGUGAGGCAAGGAGCACAAACACGACUUCCAAAAAGAGGGUCUAGAGAGCUGCCUUUCCCUGAAUAGUUGGCUGGGAACUUGGUGAACCAGAAAGAUGCGUGAGUAUACAGAAAAGAAGGAAACAUGUGGGACCAUCUGUCUCAAGUACCUGCUCUUCAUCUUCAACUUCUUUUUCUGGCUGGCUGGUGGGGCUGUGAUGGCAGUGGGUACCUGGACCCUGGCUGAGAAGAGUGACUACAUCAGCCUGCUCUCCUCCAGCACAUACUCUGCUACUGCUUACAUCCUGGUGGUGGCUGGGGUGGUGGUCAUGGUCACUGGCAUCCUCGGGUGCUGUGCCACCUUCAAAGAGCGGCGGAAUUUGCUAAGAGUGUACUUCAUAUUGUUGCUAUGCAUCUUUCUCCUGGAGAUCAUUGCAGGAAUCCUGGCCUAUAUCUACUACCAGCAGCUGAGCCUGGAGCUGAAGCAAAAUUUGAAGAACACCAUGACCCAGAAGUACCGGAGGGAGGGAGAAGAGAGUGUUACCAGCGCAGUGGACAAACUGCAGCAGGAGUUCAAGUGCUGUGGGAGCAACAACUACACGGACUGGGCCGACAGCCUGUGGAUCAAAUCUCCAGAGGCCAGUGGGAGGAAAGUCCCAGACAGCUGCUGUAAGACGAUCACUGACCUGUGUGGCCGAAGAGACCAUCCUUCCAACAUCUACAAGGAGAGUGGUUGCAUUACGAAGCUGGAAAACUUCAUUCAAGAGCAUCUGAAAAUUAUCGGGGCAGUGGGCAUCAGCAUUGCUUGUGUGCAGAUCUUUGGGAUGAUUUUCACCUGCUGCUUGUACAAGAGUUUAAAGUCAGAACCAUAUUAAUAGCUGUGAGAGCUCUGUCGCUCCCCCUCUGCCACUUCCCUUAGCACCCGCCAACCUGACCACUCUCCGCCACCACCACCAAAGUGUCUGUAACCUGAGGACUUGGCUCUGUAAUUGAAUGCCUUUAGAACCAUGCACUGCCUUACCUGCCCCUCUGGGGAAAGUCAUCCUCCUUGUUGUGUACGAGGCAGCCGGGAGUUCAGCGGGUCCUCUUCAGUGUCAAGAAGCAAAAGAGCUGUGGAUCUUCUGCUCGAAGCUUUAGCACAACAGUCCCUUGAUAUAACUACAAAGCAAGAUUUAUCCAAGGCCCUUUCCCUUGAGGCUUUUCCCGAGCCAACAUGAAGCUCUCAGGAUGCUCAGGAUACAAGAAUCAUGGUUUGCUCUCCAGAGAAGUGGCUCUGCAGUACCAGGCAUUGACUGUGAGGACAGAUGAUGGUUCUGAGCUGGAGCCAGAGCUGAGUUUCUCAUACAUGGAAGAUUUCCCUCCCUCCUCCCGAGUGUGCGCCAAUGUCCUAACACAGCUGUUGUCCACCAGAGAGGAUGCCUGUCUGGUUACUUGGGCCAGGAGCUCCUUGCCCUGCUGAUGGGGAGCACAACUUGGUGCAGCUGAAAUGCAGUCGUGACACUCAUGUUGCCAAGAUGUUGUGGGUGCCUUAGGAUUUCUCAGCAAUUCUUCUUCCUCUUCCUUGAAGCCUUCUCCAACACAGUGCCAUUAGGAGCCACAAGAGGCCUUCUGCUGCCCUGCAGUUCUGGAGCAAAGAUGACGGACUGCCUUUUUGGGUCUAGUCUGUUUUAUUGAGUGGUUCCCAGCAUGAGUGAGAACUCUUACUUCCACCUCCCUGUCCCCUGAUGAGGUUUGGUGAAGAACUGGUCUUUUUGUGGGGCUGCCAUAUCUUGCUACCCUUUGGCCUGUUCAGUUAGUGGAAAUACCUUUUUCAUCUGUUACAUGUUGAGAGGUUCCCCUGGUUUGAUUUUUCUAACUAAAACCUCCAGGUUUGCCUCCCUUGGGCAGGAAAUGAAUAUAUACCAAUGUUUUAUCAGCCUGCAAAGAGCUUGUUAGUCAGCUGAGGGUUUUCUGGCUUUGUCUGGAAGCUCACUUUACUGGUUACUGCCGAGAAGGUCAGGAGAGUCAGUUUCAACCAGUUUCCCCAGUGUACUUGGUAAAUUGAUAGUGCUGGGUAAGCUGUUUGCUGCUGAGGAAUAGGUUUUAAUUAAAUCUUGUCUCUGCACUGGGGUGCUGGAUACAUAUGGGACACAGACAUUGCCAUGGACUUGGUGCCAGCAGGAUCUUAGCCUGAGUUCAUGGGAUCUUGCGUUCCUCUUGUCUUGUUCCCUCCUUCCUGGUAUGCCUGUUACACUCAUGAAGCAGCAGAAAAGGGAGUUUGGUGUUUCUGAGCAGUGAAGACAAGCUCAGACCUUCAUAAAUAAAUUUCUUCCCUCUUCUGGCCUUUUAGUAGUGCUGGCUGAGCUCUGUCCCUCGCAGCAGACAGCCAACAUAAGCAGAAUCAUCCAGACCAAUCGUGGGGGUUUUGGUUCACAAAGCAGAAAUCAUGGACUGGAGCUAAAGGGCAACAUGUUAAAAUUCAGAGCAGGUCAAUCUGAAACUCCUCCAUUAUCAGUCCUAUGAAAUAAUCCUCAACUAAUGCAGAAAGAGAGGUGGAGGAACUGAGGUGUAUCCUUGGUUCCACAGCAGUAGGAAAGAGAGGAAAGAAAUCUAAAUGAUUCUGUAAUGAUCUAAAGGAGAAACCUCUAAAUUAUUUCUUGUUUUAUAGUAAAGUUCCUUAACAAGUAUUGACUACUAGCUAAGAGGAAAAUAUUGAGCAUGUUGCUUGAAGCAAUAUUUCUGAUUUCUUAAGCAUAUCUUCAUAGCUGCCUUUGCCCAUUCCCUUCAAACACAUUGUACAGGGUUGGGAGAGGCCAGGAAGAAUGAGACAUGAACAGUAAGUUGGCUUGUGCCCACUGAGUUGUUUUAUAUUUUUUCUCUGUGUAACAAUAUUCAUUGCUUUUGUUUUUUUUUAACCCAGUUUAAGUUGCUGGCCAAUAGAAAAAUAAAGCUUAAGACUCUGUACUGACUGUGUGCAGCAAAAUUGAAGGGCUACCAUGAGCCAGGUGAGUUCUCUGGCUUGCUCAGAUCCUGCUGCUGAGGAGCCGACUCCUCAAGAAGAAGAUGAAUGGAGGGAGGGAAGCUGUGGCAGAGUCUGCUUCGCAUCCCUGCCCGUGCCAGCCUGGUUGUGGUGUGCUACUGUGGGGUGCUGCAGGCUGCUCCCCCUGAGAGCUGAGGGUGCAGAACCUCAGGGGUUGCUUGAGGUCACAGGGGUUACUUGAGGUCAUUGGAGUACCUGGGAAGGGUUACCUGAGGUCAUUUGGGGUUACUUGAGGUCACUGGAGACCCUGGUAGGGGUUACUUGAGGUCAUUGUAGUCCCUGAGAGGGGUUACUUGAGGUCACAGGGGUUGCUUAAGUCUCUUUUAAUUGAUCGCAGGAUCAAAUGAGGGCACAGGGGUUACUUGAGGUCAAUUGAGGCUCUGAUGAUUGAUCAAGGUGUCAAAUGAGAACACAGGGGUUAAUUAUUAUGAGCUGGGGCCAAAUGAGAAGGGGCACUUUGGUGUAAUGGGUCAAACACUGCCAGUGCAGUCCAGGGGAGCCCAAGGCCUCAGUGUCACCCAGUGGCCUGCAGUGUCACCCAUCAUUUGCUCUCUGUCCUGUCAGGGUUGUGAUAGGUGUGCUUAUUAGCUCUAUUGAUAUUUAUUAUUAAUUAGCAUUAUUAGUUUAUUUUAUUAGUGUUUAUUACAAUCUCCUGCAAGAAUUAGCAUCUAUAGUAUUGGUAUUAGCUAUUAACACAAUUAUCAAAAGUUGUACUGCUGGGAUCUCUUAAAUUCUAUUUACAGUAUUACCUUUUAGGAUCCAAUAGUAGAAUCACCUAUUGCAACCUAAAACUAUGAUUAUUUAUUAGAAUAAAUAGUAGAUUUAUUAGUAUUGGUAGUUAUUAGUGUAUUAUUAGCUGUCACAGGGGUAUAAAUGUGUCCUGUUGGAACCUCCAUGGGAUUAUGGAAUACUUGUCCCACCUUCUGCAUCCCAUGCAGCCGCAGUCUGUGCACGCAGGUGUGGGCACCCAGCACUGCUCCAGGGUCUGUGGAGGUGUUAGGUCAUAGGUUGGACUUGAUGAUCUCAAAGGUCUUUUCCAGCCUAGUUCAUUCUAAGAUUCUUUGUCACAUGGGCUACUCUUCUUUGUCACAGGCCGAGUGCCCAGGCAGGCAGCACAGGGCCUUUACCUUCCCUUCUCCGUGCUGCCCAGCUGCCGUCCGUGAGCAUCGGUCAGGUCUGCUUCAGCAGACCAGCUGGGGCUGGAACUGGCUCAGGGCUCUGCUGUUCCCACUUACCGAAGGCGCUGGAAGUCUUCCAUCCCCACCCUUCGGGAUGCAGGGGUGGGAAUGCCCCGUGACGCGUUCCGCGCCGGCGGUGUCCCCGCCCGCAGUGCGGAGCGCGGCCGCGCGGUGGCGAUGGGAACACGCGGUGUCCCAGCCCCGGGGAAUCCCGCACGGGAAGGGAACGCCGCUCCUUCCAGCCCCAGAAACGGGCCUGGUUCUCAGGCUGCAGCACCGCAAGACAGGCUGACAGCGUGACCGGGCCUGCACCCGGCUCUGAGCAGGGAUUUCUGCCAAAAACACCCGCAAGCGUGUUUGCCUGCGCAGGGCAGACAGGCCCGGCUGGCUCGGGAGUGGUGAGCUGGUGCCCCGCUGCUGGACUGCUGUUCAUUCCUGGGAUGCAUUGGGUAAGACAGGAAUGUGACUGUGUACAUUUAUGAGACCUCCUCCCAAGCCCCGUUUGCAAGAGAAGUGAGUUGAAGGUGGAAUACAAACCGAGAAGGAAGGGCUGUCCUGUUCCCCUCUCUGUCCUUAGGAGUGCAGUGUGGCCACAGCCACUCUUUCCCAACCCCAGAGGGAAAUUAGCACCCCUUCUGCCAGACUGUCAUGGCGUGGUGUCUGAAGUCUGAGCGCAGAGUCUCUGAGCUUGAAGAUACUGCUUAAAAGCGAUUUCUCUUUCUCUUUGGAAGGGCUUCUGCAGUAUUCAUGAUCAAGGUGCAAUUGCCAUCUUACAGCAUCCCGCAGCCUCAGGUCUCAUCCCUCUCUCUCGAGACAGGAGCACAGGCUUGUCUCCCUUUGAACAUGGAGAUUUCAGCUGUGCAUAGCCCUUUGCAGCAGUUAGCACAGCCCGGGGUCUGCUCUCCUGGGGUGGCCAUGUGGUCAGCACAAUUUGCUUAGGAAUAAAGGGGAAAACAGCUGUAGUGGAAGCAGUUUCUGCAAGGGUCCAGCUUUGGGCAGUCACUCUGUUCCUGCAGUUUCAAACAAGACAAGAAUUUUAUGCUCCCCUGCAAGGCUGCUUCUAACCCCAAACCAGUACAGACAUGCCCUUUCUUCUGCUGUUUAACUGGGGGGAAUUUUCCCCCUAGGGAGGCUUUGGUGUCCCUUUCUUUUGCCUUCAGUGGCAGCUGUAAUGUUUUCCUGAUGGGCUGGGACUGAGCACUGCUGCAGCAGUGGAGAGAAAGUCGAGGCUCAGGCAGUGAUACUCUCCUCCCUGGUGAGAUAGGACAAAUACCGCCUGCUUGGGAAAUGGCAAGGGGAAUGCUCUCUCCUUUCCUGCCAGUGGCACCGCCCAGCAGGCCACAGAGGCGACGGGGAGCAGAUUCAUGUGGUGCCUUCAAAGAUGACAAAUUCCUUGUGGGGAGGGAGCAUAAUGCUCUCAAACGAGCUGUAAUCCCAUGAGCAGCAAGGAUGCUGAUGCCCCCCAAAUGCAUUCAGUGACUCAUUCCAGCAUCGCUCCAAGUUCCCCGUUCUGGGGUUCUGAAGUGCUCUUACGCCCUGCAAAGGAGGCUGCUCCUCCUGCGUUCCGGCUGCCUGCAUUAACAGAAAGGAAGCUGCACGUGCCAAGCCCAUCAGGAUCAGCAGCUUUUCCUCUCCUGAUUGCGGCUCCUCUCUGCAGAAAGGGAGCUGCUGAGCAUAACGCUUUUCCAGGCUUCAUUCUUCUGGGUAGUGAACUAUCUUGCUGACAAGAGAAGAGCACUUUGUACCCACAUGGAGUGUAGGGAGAGCCCCGUGCCCUGGCAGGGCCUGAUCCUGCCACGGGCUGCUGUCUCCCCGCAUUGGGACAGAAACAGCCAACCCUGCCCCCCUGCGGUCCCAGAUGUGACUUUGACUGUCACACGUGUCCCUGGCAGCCAUGGGGGGAGCAUGAGGGCCACACCGAGCCCCUUGCACCCCUGGGGUCAGAGACAACCAAAGCAGGCACUACACCGGCGUGCAGACGUGUGGGGGGAUGCUUUGCAGCUUUGACCAUAUGUGUGUGUAUGUACAUCUGUAGAUCUCCUGCCAUGCUGGAGGAUUUCCACUGCCUGCAGGAGCCUUUACAGGUGAGGUUUAUAUUUCUUACUUUGCUCAGAAAGGCUGGAACCUCUUUACCCCAGAAGUCUGACACCACAAAAAUGUGCUUGAUCCUUCCAGAGUCAUGGUUCCCCUCUCCCUUCUCUCCAGUUCCUGGGCAAGCUUCCUGUUUAAUGACCUUUUUACCCUCCCCCAAGCAGUCUUUAGUGACUAAUUGCUUUCCCAUGUUGUUUUACAUGCUUUGAUUCCUUGCUGCCCAUUUUGGGAUGCAGAAUUGAGCAAUGAUGACCUGAAAUGUGAGGCACCAGGCUCAGGUUUUGGGACUUCGCUGCUAUCUUCACUCCUGGAGGAUGUCAGCUGAGUUCCCCCCAGACUGAAAUAACAGCUAAUAGUACUACAAAAUGACAUCUGAAGGCAUGUUCCUCCACAGCCAGCUCUUGUGGUUCUUCUCUUGUGUGUUAUUCCUCUGUUAUAUACUGAGCAUCAUCAGGACCUAUUUUAUAUUUACCUAAAUUAAAUCUUGUCCCAUUUAAAUGUGCCCAAUUCUCUAAGAUAUCCCAAGCUAAUUCACAUAUUGUGCUUGUGUUUUCCAUCCCUCUUCCAUCAUCGUUCCACAAACAUGAUCAAUAUUAUAAUUUAUUUCCUUUUCCUCCUCCCUCCUUCUCCCACUGCCCUUUUUCAGAUUUUUAAUAGCAGCCAGUUAAAGGCUGACGUGCUCUUUCCUCUGCUGAAUGCCUCGUGCUCUGUGGAUGGGCUCAUGAAUGAUUCAGUUGUUUAGGCUCUAGCUGGCAGUUGUGGCAGGAUUACUCAAAAGAAACAUUUGAGGUUUGUCUACAGUUCCAGAUUGACAAAUCCUGAACCCCAAAAGAGGGAGCCCUAAAUCAUGGAACAGCAAAGAAAGUUGCAUUUGUAUUAAAUACAUUUUUCACGUGUAUUUUACAGUUCACUUACCACAGGUAAUGUCAUGGGAUCAGGCUAUUAAAAUCACAGUUCCAGCAAA
Corvus hawaiiensis (hawaiian crow) is the source of this 7484-nucleotide messenger RNA. It is a transcript of the gene CD151, whose product is annotated as CD151 molecule (Raph blood group). The record is from RefSeq and is a predicted model, not a curated record. The transcript is spliced from 10 exons. NCBI's taxonomy places the organism in Eukaryota, Metazoa, Chordata, Aves, Passeriformes, Corvidae. Gene Ontology annotation, cellular component: membrane. Bases 349 to 1107 code for a protein of 252 amino acids.